This is a messenger RNA of Aspergillus glaucus CBS 516.65, 1857 nucleotides long. Its product is annotated as Zn(II)2Cys6 transcription factor. The coding region runs from base 1 to 1857 and encodes 618 amino acids. Gene Ontology annotation, molecular function: zinc ion binding; sequence-specific DNA binding; DNA-binding transcription factor activity, RNA polymerase II-specific. Gene Ontology annotation, biological process: positive regulation of transcription by RNA polymerase II; DNA-templated transcription. Gene Ontology annotation, cellular component: nucleus. The transcript is spliced from 7 exons. NCBI's taxonomy places the organism in Eukaryota, Fungi, Ascomycota, Eurotiomycetes, Eurotiales, Aspergillaceae. The record is from RefSeq and is a predicted model, not a curated record.
AUGCUUACUUGCAAAUAUUCUGUCUGUCUCCGUGUGCUAGGUGUUACGGAACACUUACAGUUACUACGGACUCAGCAGCUAGCAACCCCUUGUCUCGACGCGUCAGAAAACCGCAGAAAAGAUCCCAAGGUCAGUAGAGCCUGCGACUCGUGCAAAACAAAGAAGAUUCGUUGUUCGGGCACUCUCCCGUGCGAGACAUGCAGUAGAAGGGGAUUGGAUUUGCGCCUAUGCCAGCAAACACAGACACACCGGGGACUCGCCACAGAUGCCGCUGGAGCUGGAAGCUGCAGCGUGAGUAGUACUCCAAUCUACCCAGCGCAAACCCUAACCCCGACUGGAAGUAUUGGGCAAGACGUGCAAGCAGCACGAGGAUCCCCGGGACUGGUGAUCGAAGGCCACAGGCGUAUGGAAUAUUAUGGCUCUAAUGAAGCUGAAAGGAAUCAGCUCUUAACGUCGGCCGGAGAUAGGCCGUUCUACCUUGAUGAACGUGGAACCGAGGGGAUCUUCCCAGACGACAGCACUGCACUUUCUCUGGUCGGGCUUUUCUUCGAUACAUGCGUUGUGACAUAUCGCAUGUUACACUGGCAGACGGUAGAGGCUUGGUUGGAUACUUUGCUGGCAAAUAGGCUUCGAAACAACCCGAUCUCACAUACCCUUGGCAAUGCCAAAUGUGCGGUCCUAUACACAAUUGUUGCGAUUGCUAGCUUUCGACUCUCUAAGCUCCAAGGCACUUCAUCCGCUUAUAAUGAGCCGUCUGCCCUGCGCCAGAGCGAUCGUCUAUUCUGCGCUGCUAUGAAACAUGCCGAUUUAGAAAUGGGCUUUCCGCGGCUAGAAUCUGCCCAAGCAAGACUUAUCCAAGUGUUAAAUUUGCUGCAGACAUCGCGAAUGAAUAAAGGUUGGUAUACGUUCGGCAACACAUAUCAAAUUGUUUCGUCAUUGGGGCUACAUCGGCGACAAGCAUGCAAGCUAAAUGCCUCCUUUGGGGGCCUUCCCGAUAGUGUCAACGAUGAGGACAUGGGACCUGACGGUCCAUUAGUUUCUGAAGCGUCUGAAGAAUGUCACAUCGACUCACUGAUCUUGCAUGCGAAGAUUGCCCAGAUAAUCGGACGAAUAUCUCGCGACGUCUACUGCGUCGGCGAAGCAGGAAAUACAGAUCAAAUGCCGUCAGCCCAUUGGUUGGUUAAUGAGCUACAUGCAUGGCGAGCGAGUCUGCCUGCGCACCUAGGCACAAAAAGACUACCCCCGGCAAAAACACCCUACUCCGUUCGAAGUACUGCGCUCAAUCUCGCCUAUGCUCAUGCUGUGAUUCAUGCUACGCGGCCUUUUCUGCUGGACAAUGGUAGCAGCUCAAGUGAUGAGCAAGAGGUUCAAAACCGGAUAUUGGAAUGCAUAUCUGCUGCUAGAAGGGUACUAGAGUUGGUCAAUACCAUGGCCAACGAUAAGAAUUUAUUCCACUCUUUCUGGUGGACCCAGUAUAUUCUGUUUUGCGCGCUAGCGGUAGUCUACGUCUGGGAGAUCCAGCAGAGCGCCAGCGAAAAUAACCAGCUGGAUAAGUCUUACGCAUCACUGUUCAGCCUGGCUGAGAAGUGCCGGUCUUAUCUAUUGCAAGGCAGUUUUGCAGCUCCUCCAAAUCACCGAUAUGGUGUCAUUCUUGAGGAGUUGCGGUUGGAAGCUCAACAGGAGACCCUCAGAAAAAAACAUCCUUUUCCAAUCCAGUCCACCCCAGCGGGAAUAAGGAAUGGGUCCUAUGCGGAGGCGGGCUCUAUGAAUAACUCGCAGAUGCCAGAAGCAGGGACUGAGAUGAUUGCUAUCCCCGACAAUACUCUCCAUAGGUUUCCUAGUAUGUUAGAUGCCUAG